AUGCAUGAUGUUUGUUGUGUGUUGUGUCAGUGGAUUAGUGGAGCAGAGGAAUCAACACUCGGCUCUGAGAAGAGUGACGCUAACACUGUCCACAUCACACUGAGACAGCCACUCGCAGGAGACCCAGGACCAGGAGAUAAGGGUGAAAUGUCCUGUCUGGAUGAGGUGCCCUUUAAGAUCCCUCUUGGCUUUCUUGAGAAUGCUAAAGAAGAGGUUGAGCUCAUCACAGCUCCAGAAAUCACUCUGCCCGACUACCUGAAGAUACUGCAGGAAACUGAGUAUGUCUUCAGCCUGGAGAACUGGGUUCUCACGGGUCUCCAGGGCGGCUAUCCAACCCUCAAUCCCCACUCUUCCUGCGAGCUGGCGACCUGUCCUCCAUACUGGAUGAUGUUCAGCAGCCCUCAGGAGAGCAGGUUAGCCAGCCGCUGGAGCAGUGACUUCUGGGAACCCAACCCUCGUCCCCGCAGCCGCAGCUUAAACGUGGCCCACUACCGCACGAUGAACGCUCGAGUCAAAUUCACCAUCUCUGACUCGGAAGAUGAAGAGUUUACAGAACAAGAUGGCGCCGCUCUUGCUGACAGUGAAGCACAGUCCAAACGGGGUGGUUUGGGUUUGCCAAGACAGGGGCCAGGGUUGAAAGACUUGCACACUUGUGGAUCAUCAAACUUCCUCAAGCUGCCUUCAUCUUGCAGCCUCGCCGCACAGAGCCAGGGGACGUCGUCUUCACACUGCAGGCAUAACUCACCCAAAAGAAACUUCCAGAGGAGUCAGAGCUCUGCUGGUCGUACAAAUGCAUCUCCCACAGUCUCCCCCAACAACUUGCAGUCUGAAUGCAUUGACAAUCCCACCCCAAAGGCCCAGGGUUCAUCCUACCCCCCGGCCCCAUCACGGCCACUCAAUUCCCACGCUGGCGUCCUGGACUCUUCGGUCGAGCUGCUCUCCGCUCUCAGCCCAGAGGAGAGGGAGCUGCUGGCGGCGGUGACCGAGCGGGGCUACCCUCUCCGUGCGGCCUUCAUCGCCCUCCAGAAAACUGGCCAGCAGAGUCCAGAGCAGAUCUUGAGUUAUAUGGUGGCGUGUGAUCGGUUAUGUGAACUCGGCUAUGAUGAAGCUCAGGUUGAAGAAGCACUUGAGAUGUUUCAGAACUGUGAGACCAAGGCUGAGGAGUUCCUUCACCUUCUUGCUCAGUUUCAUGAAAUGGGCUUCCAGCAGAACGUCAUUAAAGAGGUUCUUCUGGUGCAUGAGAACCACAGAGAGCGAGCGCUGGAGGAGCUCAUGACCCGCGUGGCCUGAUCCCAUGCGUGUUAUGAUGCAGUGAAUUAGCUGCGAUCAUGGUUUGUGUGUUCACCGAGCUCGUAUAGCUGUUGCUUGUUUAUCAUAUGCUGCUCUGUGUUUAUCCGUUGUGCAUUCUAGACGUGUUGAGGCCUUGGGGAAAAGCAAAAUUUGACAGUUGACACAACACGCUUUUAUAGUGUUUUCCGUAGCAAUCAAACUUUUGUGGCUUUAUUUAUUGAAAUGUAAACCAUUUAUUAUGUUAAUUUUCUUCUUGGAAUUCAUACAAUUAUUCAACUUUUUAAAAUGCAUUAUAAUUGUUAAGCCAUAUAUAUAUAUAUGGACACUUUAACAUCAUAUUCAUCUUUCCAGUUUCUAUAUGGUGCCUCCAUUUACUUACAACUGAAAAACCCAAGGUGAGACAGUGUAAUCUGCACUAUUUCUGGUUUGUAUUUAUCUAAAUGUUUUUGUCAGCCGAACCUUUGACAUAAUAAAUAUAUAUACAGGU
Messenger RNA from Sinocyclocheilus grahami, 1777 nucleotides. RefSeq names its product ubiquitin-associated protein 1-like. Gene Ontology annotation, molecular function: ubiquitin binding. NCBI's taxonomy places the organism in Eukaryota, Metazoa, Chordata, Actinopteri, Cypriniformes, Cyprinidae. The transcript has 7 exons. The record is from RefSeq and is a predicted model, not a curated record. The coding region runs from base 1 to 1290 and encodes 429 amino acids. Gene Ontology annotation, biological process: ubiquitin-dependent protein catabolic process via the multivesicular body sorting pathway. Gene Ontology annotation, cellular component: ESCRT I complex.